Molecule: messenger RNA, 17067 nt
Organism: Brenthis ino (lesser marbled fritillary)
Lineage: Eukaryota; Metazoa; Arthropoda; Insecta; Lepidoptera; Nymphalidae
Source: the annotation of a GenBank genome assembly
AUGACUUCUACAAAUGAUGGAAAAGACGUGAAAAGUUAUCAAACAAGUGUCCAGAAAGGCAAGACAUAUUAUAUUGAACUUUAUAAGUCGUUAGACGCGCGCCUCAGCGCUGACACGACAGGUGAAGAGCGCACACAAGUAGUGUGCGAAGCCUGGCGCCGCGUGCACAGUCUCUGCCAGCACUCGGCGCCUGAGACACAUCCACAUCUCCUCGCCUGGUUACAAAGGCACACAUCGUAUACUAUACUACACACUGAUUGGCCAAAGGCCUCGGAAACAACACAAUCAAUAGAGCAACACACAUGGCUGCAAGAGGCUAUUGAUGCCUUUAUUGCUGAGUGUAGAGAGGCUAUAGCACAGCGGGAUGGCGUCAGUCCUGACUGGGAGAGCCAGCUAUUGCAAAGGGCUCAUUGGUUCCUGGCAGCGCUAUCAGACCCUUGGGGGCAUCCUGUUCUCAAAGCUUUGUUGAACUCCCAAGAAAAACAACUAACAGAUGAACAAAUUCUAGAAUGGCUGAAGGAGGAGCGUGGCGUGACUCUCGUGACGCGGCUCCGGCAGCUGGCAGGGUCGCGCCGCCUACACGAGCUGGCGUUGAGGCUCGCCUCCGCCGUCAUGGACCGCGCGCGGGCCUCGCAGCCGGUUGUGCCGGAUGUGGACCAGGGGAUGGAUAAACAAAGUUCACCUAUAAUGGAAUCGCCAUUCGUCGCCACUUUACAGAAAGAGGCCGGUUUUAAAGCGGAAGUCUGGAACCUACUUACAGAUAUAGAAUUUGUGUUAUUGCACAGUGAGUCACGAUCACGUUGCAUUGAAUUGGCAAAACAAACACCACUGCACAAAGGCUACAACCUCGUAAAGCGAUUGCAGAGUCGGCUGCAAACUUCGCCGCGAGACAAAAAGAUUUGGAAGAACGCAAAGGAAGUUGCUACUCUUAUUGCUCAGGUGAUAAUAACGCGAUGCAUGGUAGUGCCGACAUGCUCGGGCCCCGUAGCGCUGGCGUUGGAUCGGUGCGCCAAGGCGCUCGUGUGCCUGCUGCCGCCGGACAAGCUGCCCACCGCUGCGGCUGCGCUGGCGGCCCCCGCGCGCACCUCUGCGCACCUGCAUAUGCUGGCCACCGCUGUGCAUGCUCAGUGCAAAGAAGACCGCAAGUCGUUUGUGUGCGAGUUGUACGUACGCGCAAUAACAGCUGGCAUGAAUGAAUUGGAAACGCUCAAACUUAAGACUGAAAAGGAAUCUGAAGCCCGAUACACAGAACAAACACUGUCCAACUGGUUCACACAGCUCGGAUCGUUAUUAUCAGCUAGUUCCAGAUUAAGCUCCGAAUGUAUUCUCACAGCUUUCUCUGUGCACCCCUCACCGGAUAUGUACGACAAAGUCAGGAAAGCACCACUGUUAGAACCCUUACAUAAGGAUAUCCAAGAACCAAAUCUGGAGACAAACUCUGAAUAUGGUAGUUGGGCAAAUGACAGUCGAACUCAGACAAACUUAGUAAAAACAUCUGAAACAUUAAAUCUCAAGUCUGAGAUACAAGCGAAUGUGCUCUCCACAGCUAUAUUUGCAGAGGGUGAAACCUUAGGUCUGAAAGCGGAGUUAUGUCAAGACCUUGCUGUUUUAAUAUCUGGCCCUAGAGUCAAAACAUUGACGUGGGAUAUGGACAGGGAAUCCCUCCUGGAGAACUGUCGCACAUACAUGGAGCGCACACACGGCGGCACGCGUGCUCUUACCACCGAGCUCAAGUACUUGAACCUCGACCCCCGCUCCUUCCAACACCUGCCGGAAGAGGAGGAUGAUGAGAACGAUGUCUAUUAUGGCAUUGAGAAGGGCUAUGAACACUUAGUAGAAAAGCCUGAUGAAGAUUUAUGGGAAGAUGAUUUCAUCUAUGAAGAGCCACAAUCGGAUAGCUGUCAUUGCACUGGUGAAUCGGCGAUUGAUAUACCAAAACGAAAGAAGAAAUCUAAAAGAUAUUUUGAGGAGGAAGUCGAUCCCUUAAGCUUCGAAGAGACAAAACGACCAGAGAAACAAGAUAGACCUCACAGCAAAGAAAGGAGGAAAGAAAAGAAACACAAGAUUAAAGAAGAUCCACUUAAAGACACUGAUCAAAGUAAAGAACACAGCCAGGAAAAAACUAAAGAAAUACGAAUGAAAGCAAAGAAGAAAGAAAGAAAAGAGCGUAAAAAGAAAGAAAAGAUUGAGACGGUUCAACUAGAAGGCAAUAUUCAAACUCCACAGAGUUCUUUAUCGAGGUUAGUUGGAAUGAAAGUGGAGAGAAAAGAGGAUGACACUAUAAAAAUUGAUGCAAAAAUAUCUGAUUCAGUUAACUCUAACCUGUGCAUUACUGAUAGCGAUUAUGACAGUCAAGGAAAAUCAUCGAUAAACUCUGAGGGUAAUGACCCCAAUGUCUUAUUUGAUGGUUUGUUCUCUAUGGAAGAAAUCAAAUCUCCAGAGAGGGCAGUACCAGAUAAUAUUCAAAGGCCAAUGCUUAAUUAUGAAGCUAAUAUUUCCAAUAGUGUUCUUCUAAACAAGACUAUUAUCACUCCAAAUGCGAUGAUCCAAUCACAAAAACCUCAUACUAUAUCAGUUAAUACUGGUAAAGAAACCAUUAGACCACUUCAAAGUAACAGCCUUGUAAAGAAAAGUAUUAAGAAACUUCUGGAAUUUAGAAAAAACAAAGCUUUUAAUGAACAACAGAGAAAGGGACUUCCACCAACAAUACCUCAUCCAGUUGAAACAAAUUCAUCAUUUAAUCUAAAUUCUUAUCCAAAUAAUUUAAAGCAGAGUUCACAUCUUUCAAACAUGCCAAAAACGUAUUUAAGUAAUGAUAAACUAAAGCAAUCCAACGCCUUAACAGAUGGGACAAGUAAUGUUUCAAAGAAUUACAGUCAUCAUGUUAAAAAAGUUGUAAAUGAAACCUUUGAAAAAAUUAUGCCAGCUGGCAGCACUAUGAUUCAAAAAGCAAAUCACAAUGUUAUAGAUGGUAAAAAGCUUGUUCAAUAUUCUCCAUACACAAUUAAAAAAGGUCAUCAACAUGUGAUUAAACAAAGCGUUGAUGUUAGUGAUUUAAUACAACAAGUUUCCAAACAAACAUUCAAACCAACCACACAAAAGUCGGAAACACCAAGUCAAAAUCAAUUUACAGAUUAUCUUAAACAGCGAAGUGCAUCUGUUAUAAAGAAACAACCAACCAAAAGUUGUGUCGAUAGUUUAACUCAAAUACAAUUCCAGGAAUUCCUUAGACAACAAUCUUUUAAUCAGUCUAGUAACGCAGAGAGAUUAAAAGAUCUACCUAAACAGUAUCAGUCGAAAAGCUUGCAAAAUUUAUCUCGGCCAAUUUUAUCUACGAAUAGUCAGAUGCAGCAUCAAAAUUUCUUGAAAGAGCUACGAGAAUCUGCUAAUGCAGGUGCUACUAUGGAAAAAUCAGAUAUAAAAGCUCAGCAAAUUACCGAUAAGACGGGUGUAAAACAAGUAAUCCAACAGAAAAAAGUCGCUAACGCCCUAAAUACAUUCUCACGACGCAAUUACUUGCACAAAAAUAAACAAAGUGACAAAGGAUUUAAACCUACAUUAGACCAAACUAAACAAAUACUCAGUAUGUCUAUGGAAGAUAUGAAAAACUUAGGAGUAGAUUAUGAGAAAGUAACAAAUUUACAUACAAAAGGUGAAAUAGUAAUAUCGAAAAUUGACAGAGCAAAGAGUAAUAUUAUAAGCGAAGGUACCAAGAUUAUGAUGCACAAGCCUGAAGUUGAUUUUUUCCAAGCAAGACCCACGCCUUUAAAUCUGAAUAAGGAAUACCCAAUAAUGGCGCAAAUAUUGUCGAACAAAGAAAGUUUUGGCGUAAAGACGACGAGUAACAAUGAAACGAAAAAUAUUCAUGCAAGAAAUGUCACACCAACAAGUAAUCUGUCUGAGAAGGAUCAAAAUGACUUAGUGUUAUUAUUACGGCAACAAUCUAAGAUGAACGCAAAACUUAAGCCGAAGACUGAAUAUCAAAACAAUAGUAUAGAUAUAAAUUCAAAAAUGUUAAUAAACUCUAAUAGCGUCAAUCCGUCAGUAAAUGCUAACAAUGUCACAACUGGCGUUCAUAGUUCGAUUAGCGAUUAUCCGAGUACUGACAACUUUAUCUGCCCUACAAAUCAUUCAACAGUGAUUAAAAGUAAUGAUACAUGCACUAUAGUCUCUGAACAGAAAAAAGGUCAAAAUGUUAAAGUGUCAGGCAAAUGCUCAAAGCAAACAGAAAAAAGUACUGAUUGUUCAAAAUCUGAUUGGGAGAGCGUCAUGAAUGCUCUGUUAGCUCAUAAGACACCGAGUAGAGGUCCAAAUGCUCUUGAUAUUGUACUGAAAAAAGAUUCUUUUGAUAAAAGACUUUCAAGUGACUCAGCCAAAGAAAAACCCAAAGCAACAACAUCAGGUUUCAACUCUAGUUCAAGUGCAGAUGUUGAGAGAAAUAAUACGAAAAAGCACUCUGUGAAUGUAAAUCAACCUAUGGUAAGCUCUAAUAGCAGCUCCUCAAUGAAGAAGACUACGAGACAAGAUGCAAAACCACGGCCUGACAAAAAAGUCAACAAGGUUGAAACUUCUAAAAAGGCGCCAUCCAAAGUGAAAGAAAAAAGUAUUUUAAGUGUUAUGCAAAAUGUCAAUGACCCUUUUAUCUCGGGUACACCAAAUUCUGACUUUGAUCUUUUAGGAGAUUUAAUGGAUGACGAUUUGCGUCAGGAAAUUGGGGAACUGUUAGCAGACGAUGAAGCUUAUGGGAUACCUGUACCUACUCCAAAGCCAAAAAAUAUACCAAGCAAUGAUGUAUUUUUUAACGACAAUAAAACGAACAUAGUGACUUCUCGUAAACCUCAAAUUAUUAUCGAUUCGCGCCAAAACGUAAAUUCCCAUCCUAGUUCUAGUACCAUACCAUACCAUCAUGAUGAGGUGCAGGCAAAAUCGAAUAGCAUAUUGAAGCCUGUUAUAAAAACGAAGUCGUCGUGUAUUACAACUGUUACAAAUCCAAAGGCGACUCCACGAAUAAUUUCCAACGAUACCAUUGCUCAAUCUACGAUAGUGAAGCCAAUAACUAAACCCUAUAGUAAUAUUCCAUGUAAAAAUAUGAUAAAUUGCAAUAAUAAUAUGAAUGUUUCAAAUAUCAUGAAUGUAAAUAGCAAUCUGGUUCUAUCGACAAAUAAUAUCAAUUGCAACGCACCUAUAAAUGUUUCUAUUAAGAAUAAUGUAGACAUACCUAAAGUUGAAACAACUCAUUUCAACAUAAUAGAUCCGACGCCAGUUGUCCUCGUACCACAAACUACACCGAAAGUAAUGUUAAUAAGUAAUGAAUUGAUUUACAAUCCAUUCCCUGUACCGACAGUUCACCAAAAUUCUACAAAUUAUGAAGACAGUACAAGUUAUGUGGCCCUUAAUCAAAAUCCGCAAAGUAUUACCUUAUUUCGUACGCCAUCGUAUCCUGUCAUCUUAGAUGGUGCAGUCUCUGUUCCGGUCAUACAAAAAGUACCGACCAAUAUUUCUGUUGUAUCCAAUGUAACGUCAAAUACACUUGCCCAUGAAAAGUCACAGAUGUCGACUUAUAUAAAAUGUGAAAUGUCAGAAAUAUCGACUCUUGAAAAACCUGUAGGGAAGACUUAUGGAAAAUGUGAAAAAACUGUAAUAAAAUCAUGUAUAGAACAAGCAACUGUAACAGAAAUGUCAAAAACUUUAACAAAUUCACAUGACAUUAAUUCUUCAAAGCUUUUACAAAGUAAUGCAAACAAGUGCUCAUCGGAAAAUGUUGUUGUCGAAGAAGUACCAAAAUUAUUUAAUGGUAACAAACCAACAUUACCACCAAAAUUAGAACCAUCGAUUAGCAAGUUAUCAUUGAAUUCAAUGAGCAUGAAUAUAGCGAAUAUGUCUCAGAUUAAUACAUUGGAAACUAAUAAAAUCGCUGACGUUAAUAAAGGAAUUGUAAAAGUACCGUCACGUAUUCAAGAAAGUCAAUCUAUUUCACCUGCUGAAAGCACAAGCUCAAUUGUUAAAUAUUUAGAACAAGAUAAUAAAGAGACUGUAUUAAAGGAUCAACUAAGAAUACAACAAAAAAGAAUGCUGAUAUUAAAUAGACAAACUCAUUAUUAUUCUAAGGAUAAACCAAUUGCACUUUUAUAUGAACCCAUAAAAGUUGUGACACAAUCUGUUCAGUUAAAAUCGACUACACCUGAAGAAGCUAUUCUUAUUAAGCACAAAGCAAUUGUUACGAAAGAUGAUACCAACGUUGUAAAGGAUAUUAAAAUACCAAAAAAAAGUGACAAUGAAAUUCAGGAUAAUACAGAAAAUAAUAUGAACAACAUAUGUCAAGAAAUUGCAAAUAAAAUCCAAAUGAAUAAAAGCAAUCUGACAUUAUCUUGCCGUCGUAUUCUAUUACGAUCGUCAAACAAUCUAAAGGACACAAGAUUAGCAAAAUCCAGCGUAAUGUCAGCUAUAAAUAAUUCAAAAGAAUCAAAAAGGAUGAAAUUGGAUAAAAAAGUUGAGCGUGUAACGUCUCAAAUUGAAUUUAAGAAAAAAACUAAAAGCAAAGAUAUUACAGACAAUAAAUCGCGAGAAUUAAUAAAACUUCCAUCAGUGGCAGAAACAAAAGACAAUAUCAAAAAGUCUAUCGGCAGUGGUUUGUUAAAUAACGCCCUUAACGUAAACAAUACUGACACAGCAGAAAUUGAAACUAAGAAUCAAAGUUCAUCCUGUAUAGAUAUUGAAGAGCAAAUACCACCAUCAGUUAUUCAUAACACCAGCAAAGAAAAAGUUGAAAAGCCAUUAAGUAAUCAAAACACAUUGAUGAAACAAAAAAAUACUUUACUAAAUAUUCCUUUGCAAGAUGCUGCCUCAAAAAUUAGCGAAGAUCAUUCUAAUAUUAAAGUUCAAAAUAGUAUAGUACAUGAAGAGGAUCAAAGCAAAUUUCAUAAAGCGAGCAAAUGUAAUGAAAGUAUAAAAAAAUGUAGUAACAUGGUUAACAACAAAGUAAGUGUGGUGGUAAAGUCUAAUAAAAAAUCCAAUAUCAAAAGUAUAAAUAAAAAACAAACAUCUCUUCAAAACGAUGCCUCAAAAAACAAUAAAUCCAAAUAUGCCCUUCCAGUUGUACGCGCCAGCUUAACAGCCAGCCAGCCAGAUAAACAGCAAAUUUCACCUAAGCACGAUGAAAAAACAAAAAAUGAAGUAUUAUUAUAUAAAGAUAAAAUAAUGUUUGAAGAAUUGCCAAAUAUUAGUAACGAUCCGUUAAAAAAGUUUGUUAGAAUUAAACUUCCAAAUGGAAGUAGUUUUAAAGCGACGAUAUCUGGAAAAUUAAAUGUAACCAUAGAUGCAAUAUUUGAAGAACCAAGCAUUAAAGCUGUGAUUUUGAGAAAUAUAAAUGAUAAUAAGAAAUGUACCUUGAAUGUCAAACAAGUCACAGUAAAAUCUCCGGCUUGUGCUUCCACAGUAACUACACAUAUUCAAGAUAUGUCUUAUUCUAAAUCACAUGACGAUGCCGAAACUAUAAAUUUAUUAAGUGAUGAUGAGGAUAAUAACGUUCAAACUUUUAAAACGGAAUUUGGUAAUUUUAACUCCGCCCAUUUAGAUGAUGACAUAAUUUUAAAACAUCAAGAAAAAUUUUCACAAAAAUGUGUAGUCAAAAUAAUUAGAUGUAAAGCUUUGGAAAAAUUUGUGGAGUCGAAGUUAACCACAGACAAAACACCACCUGAUGUAGAACCUGAAUCAUCAUUACCUAACCUCAUUGAGGAUUGCAUAGAAAUAGAUGAUUCCUCUAAUGACAGUGUAAAGAUGCCCGAUAACAAUAACUGUAUAACAGAUAUGAGUAACAAAGAAAAUUAUGUAAAUGCUAAAGUGAUCGAAAACGUCGAUCGAGAUCUAUCGAAAAAAGAUAUGUUAUUGAAAGAUCUGGAGGUAAUCGAUAAUAGUAUUGAUAAAUCAAAAUGUACAGUUAGAAAUGAGGACCACUCUGAUAAUAAAACCCAAAAUUAUACUGAUACCUCUGAAGCGGUAAAUAAUUAUCAUGAAGUUAUACCAAAAGAAUGUAUUUUAAGAAUAGACAGAUGUGAUGAUCUUGUAGAAAAAAUGAAAAUUCAAAAAAACUCAUGUUUUGUUGCUUUAGUCAGAUGCGAUAACAUAACAAAACAUUGUUAUGACAUUGAACUUCCUAACGAUCAAUCUAAUGAAAAAUUUGAGGACAGAGAGGAAAUUGAAAAGGAAAGUGCUCUACAAAUAGAUUCCUCAAACAUAGAGCCUGUUUUGCAGCGAAGUGAAUCCCUUUCAAUUUUAAAUGAUUUUUCCGUUUGUGGAGAAAACCAAUCGACUAGAUCCUCUCCAUCAAUUAUGGAUAAUUUUGAUAUACCUUUAAUAUUAUCCAAAGAAGUGCUUGAUUUUAAUGAUUUCAUAUGUUGCGCAGAGUGGCUUGUGACAAAAUCUAUUCUUCGUGAAUUUGAAAAAGACGUCUAUAGUCCACUCCAUGAAUUUAAUUAUGGCUCAGAAAAUGAUAAAUUAAAAUUUGAUGAUAAAUCAACUGAUUUCGAGAGUGACAUCGAAAGUAUCAUAUCUACGACUCCGGUGACGAUUGAAGAAAGCAACCAAUUUAACAAAAAACUGAAAAGUGAUAUCAAGAAAUCAAAAUUCGAUGAUAAAUUAACUGACUGUGAAAGUGAUAUUGGUAGCGAUGUACCCAUAGAUACCUUAUCUGUAGAAGAAAUUGAGAAAUAUAACAUAAUGUGUACAAUUAAAAAUAAUAAAGCCAAUUUUGAUGAUAAGUUUACUGAUGGUGAAAGUGACAUUGAAAGUAAUAUAUCUAUAGAUCACUUGUCAAUUGAAGACAAUAUUCCACAUAAAAAAGAGCAUAGAAUUAAAAACGACAAACUAAUUUUUUAUGAUAAAUCAACUGAUUGCGAAAGUGAUAUUGAAAGUAUUGUAUUAGUGGAUUGCUCGUCAGUUAAAGAAAAUGGUCAAUAUAAUAACAAAUAUAGGAUAUCUCAAGUACCAAGUCUUAUUAAAAUAGUUGUCAAUUUUUUUCAAAAUAAUUCCGAUGUAAUAGAUAGGUUGAAAUCUAUUCAAAAAAAUUGCACAGUAAUUUCUAGUUCUUCUCCUUUAAAAAGAAAGUUUGUCGAAAAAAGUUUCGAUAAGCCAAACAACAAAAUAUCGAAAUUAGAAAAGAGUUCUCGUAUGCUUAACUUUUGCAAAACCCAAAAUAAAGCAUCUAUUAUUAAUGCUAUUGAAAGUACCAAUACCUUAGAAAUAAAUAUGCAAUUAAUGGAAGAUAUUGACCUGACGAAAUCAUCAAUACGAAUAAAUACUGAGUCGGAUUUAAAAAAAGAUAUAAAAUUUUGCAUUUAUGCUACAACACCAAGGACAUCUGAAGAAGUAUUACAGAUCAUAGAACCAAAAAAACACAUUGAAGAUCAAGAAAAGACAGAAGAACAUAAAGAAAAUUGUAUUAUAGAUAAUAAAGAUAUGGUAACAUGUUAUGAGUACAAUAUUAGUGAAGAUAAUUUAUUUAAAAUUGAAGGAGAAACUAAUUUAGAUAGUCAUAAAUUAGAUUUUGAUUUAAUUGAUGAAGCUAAUAAAGAUCUAGAAAAAAAACAAAAAUAUCUGCAAAAAAAUGUAGUAGAAACCCAGGAAACAAAUUUUCUAGAUAUUGAAAAUAUGCAAGCUGCAAUAUCAAAAAAUAUUUUGAACGCUGUACAUGAAACAGAAAGCAGGAACGCCUUAUGUUCAGAAUAUAAAACAGAAGUAAUAAAAGAUUGUGAACGAAACAAAACCUUAAUUUGUAGUGAUCAUAUUGAAAAUAAACAGGAAUUAUUGAAUACAGGCGAAUAUUCAGAUCGUUUUAUGCCAUGUAGAAAAGAUCUUUAUUCAUUACCUGAAAUAAGAAACACUUGUGAAAUUAGUUCAGAUAAUUUAGAUAAGAUGAGUGAUACAGAAAUCCAAUUUAAUACCAGACCAAUAAGUGCUAAAAUUGAUAGCCAUACAAUAGAUUUUGCUCAAGAAGAAAGUGAAAAUCUACAUUAUAAUAUAAUGAAAAUUUUAAGGAAUAACAAAAUUAGCGACGAUGAUAAAAUAGAAGUAGUUAUACCUUUGGAAUACAUUGGAAGUGAAAGUAAUUCAUCGACUGAUGAAACAUUACUACCUGGUUUUAAUGAUGAUAAACAUUUAAAUAACAUUGAUAAGCAUAACGACGGAACGGUAUCAAGAAACGCAAAUAAGGAGCAUGAUGUUCCAAAAAUAAAUAGAGAUUCUAUGACUGCUCCAUUAUUAGAAUCUAAGUUUGGAAAAGUUGAAAAUUAUGAAGAAACUAAAUGUACGAAAAAUAAUUCAGCAGCUCUAUUGCCUCCCAACAAAAUAAGUGACAAUAUUACAAAAUCUGAACAAAACCAACUGGAAAAUAUUUUCCUUAAUAAUGAUUUACGAAAUAAAAUUGAUUGUCAUGAAUUAGACAGUAUAUCAAUAGCUGACAAUCAAUUAAAUAAUACAAAACCAAAUAACGAAAAUAAUAACACACGUGAUCUAUCUGGCGAAUUUGAUCGCUUAGUAUCAAAUAAUGAAUUGGAUGAAAAAGAAGAUUUUCAAAAUCAGGAUAAGGAUCUUAAUAAAACUUCCAGUAUUGAUACGCUGCAUAAAAAUGUUACGCUUAUUUACAAAGGCGAUUCCAGUGUUGUAUUGAAUGGUUCCAUUUACGAAGAUCCAGUCAUUGGUACGUGUUAUGUGUUUCCAAUAGUAAACAGAUCAUCCUUAACGGGCGAUACUAAUGUUUGCGACGAUGCGACAAUCAAAGUUAUACAAGCCAUAAAAAAUAAAGUUUUUGAAAAUCAAAACAAGGAUAAUAUAAAUGGGGAUGUAGAGUUAGAAGAUAUAAAUCUUAACGUUAUUGUACCUAAAAUAACAUAUUCUAAGCAAACAGUAAAGUAUGAUAUAAAUCGACGUAAUAGAACUAGUAGAAUAAAUUUGAAACGUAAAAUUGACGCACAUGACAACAAAUUUUGUAUAAAAAGAUAUCGUAAAGGAAAAAAUAUCGACUACCCGAAAUUUACUGUGAGUACUAUAUCAGAAUCGGGUUAUGGAAAGGAGUAUAAAAAUCUUUUUGACUAUUGGAGCUCAAUAAAGUUUUCUUUCUCACGACCUUUUCAUAAAGAACACAUUGACGUAUUUGGCACAUUAAAAUGUUGGCCUACAUUAAAAGCUCGCAUUGAUGAAUUAGAUGGAAAUGAAUAUGAGAAUUUACUUUUCUUGGAAGAUGAAAUUAAGAGAAAAGAGCCUUUUGAUCCCUUGACACAAACAUUAUCAGAAGAAAUAUCAUCAGACUAUAUUGAACCUAAAUCCACUGGUGAUGAAAUUAAGGAAAUUAAUUUUAGUAUGGGUUUUGGUGAGGGGUCCGACAGAGUCAUACAAAAUUCAGAAGAUGGAGAUAAACUUUCAAAAUUUUCGGCUGCGACUCUGUCGGACGUAAAACAAUGUCAGCCGUUUCUAUUGUCCGAGGAUUACUGUAUUGAAAAUGAUAAAUAUCGUGGGUUGUGUAGGUCAAAAAUGGAUGAAAUCGAAAUAUCUAAACGUUUCAUUACAUAUAUUAAAUUGCGAGACAAAAUUCGCUCAUUUUUUGAGAAAACUACUUUAGACUUACAAUACAAUUGGGGUAAAGAUAACAUCCAAAACAAAAAUGAUGAAUAUGACUAUAAUAAUAAAAGCUUGUUUCCGUACGAUGUUUUUAGUCCAGAUUUUAUUGAACCUGCUCCUAUUGAAAUUACAGUGAACGUAGUUCAGGUGGGGCAGUUGCCUGUGAGUGCAGCAGCACAAAAUCCAGUGACUUGCGAUCCAAGAGUAACACAAGUCACUGAUGCAAGUCCUUCUCAGUGCUCAGCAGAGAAUAGUGCCAACGAAGAUUCGCAAUCACCCAUUAAGACAGAAUAUACUGAGCUAACUACUGCAGAUAUCAGUUUACCUAUAGUACAAGAAUACGAACGACAAAUGGAAUCACAAGAGUCAUCGAAAGUGCCUGUUCAUGAUGAAAAUAUACCCGUAGAAAUUGAAGUCUCUUCAGAAGUAAAAAGUAGCGUAAACGAAGAUAUAUCUAUUAUACAGGAAGAGCGAAACAAGAGCAAUGAAAGUGAUAAUUUACAAGUGUUAGUUAACAAACAUAUUAAUAAUAUAGAAUAUUCAUUUGAGUCCAAUGACAAUACAUCUGUAGAAGCUUCAUCCAAUUCUGAAAUGAUAUACGAAUCUAUGGAAAAAAAUAAUACAGAAUAUAUAUCACGACCAAAGCAUCAAAAUGGUUCAGCUGAGAAAACUGACCAAAUUGCUCAUGCUAUGAGUGCAGCUGGUAUAACGACUUCACCAGAACCUGUUAUCAAUUCCAGAACGCAAACCUUAGUUAAUAUGUUUUCUCCAAAAAUGUGUCAGGAUGCACAGAACUCUAUUAUAUCGACAAAUAAUUUUACAAAGACUUCUAUUAACACAAUGACACUUCAUCAAGCAUUAGCUCAAAUAUUGCCUCCACCACUAAAUCAAACAAAUUCUCAUGAAAAUAAUCAAGUGACAUCGAAUUCUUCAGUAACACCGCAAGUUGUACAUAUUGUACAGGGAAAAAAUACUAAUGGAAAUCAGAUAACUGUUGUAGAAAAUACGCAAAAUUCCGUAAUUAGUAAUCCUAACACUUUGCUACAUAUAGUACAAAAUAAGAGUGGUAACAUUAAUUCAGCAACUAACUCAAAUACCGUACAACAUACAAAUUCCUAUAGUGGUCUUUCAUUAGUAGACUCAGGGCUUCAGCAAGGAAAUAAUCAACUUUUGCACAUUGUUAAUACUGGUAGUCAGAAAAAUAAUAAUACGGGGCAGUUACUUAAAAGAGUAAAUCUUUUAACUAAUUUGGCUAAUAUACAAGGAUCGAACGAACAGAAGAUGGUGCAGUUUGUUUGUAAAUCAGCUGAUGGAAAAUCUAUUCAGCUGAAUGCACCACAUCAAAGAAGUAUGGUUUUAAGAUUACAGCCAUUUGAAUCGCCCAAUAUUCAAAAUAAUUCUAAAACACCAGAAGCUCAAGACCUAAGUCCCACGUCGUCCAAUAACAAUAGCACAACAACAAAUAAGGAGACUAUAAAUGCUCAACAUGAAAUUAAGUCUCGCUCUGUAUAUGAAGAAAAUUACGCAAAAUUUAUUCAAAGCUCGACUAAUAAAACGGGACCGGAAAAAUCUACCAGCUUACCAAAAUUUAAUCAAGCUUUUGGUAAACAGGUAUUUCAAGACGGGAAUCAGAAAACUAACGAUAUUAAUACCAAUAAUUCCCAUUUAGCCUCUAUGAAUGCUGAUUCUGAUAAUUCUGAGUGUCAGUCUAAUGAAAAUACAAUAAAUCUAGACCAUAUUACACAAAUAAGCAGUCCUCCUUUAUUAUUACGAAAGUCACCAGCUCAAACAACGCAAACGCAAUCAAAUAUAGUUCAACAAAUUAAACAAACGAUUGCUCCUAUGAUGCAUGGCGGUGUUAUUUAUACUCGUCAAAUACCAGUCAACAUCGGAGGAGGGCAGACCAUAAACUUGAUUACUGUUCCCAGCACGGAGCUCGUAGAUGAUUCAAAUCAAAAACAACAAGGCGAUAUUAAAUUUGUUAACCAGAAUGAUAUGGAAUCACCGAUAAUUAAAAUUGUAUCUCAGAAUCAAAGUAAUCAAAAUACAGAAAUUACUUCUGAUGAAAGUAAUAAUCAUACGAAUACAACGAAUGAAAACAAUCAAAAUCCACCAACGCAGCACCAACCAGUCUUAACGCAAAUGAGAAUAAAAUUACCAAUGUUAAGUAAAACUCCUCAAAUGGUGUCUGGUGCCAGAGUAGUUCGACCGUCAUUCUUCCAAAUUCAGCGUAAUGUGAUAGGCGGUGCAAAUCAACCAGUCUAUCAACAAUUAGUGUUAACGGCGGCUCCUCCUCUCGGACAACAUACAAUUCGCUUACCCCACGCCCAGGCAAGGCAGGUGAAAGUUACUUCUGACAGCCAAUCAUCUUCUGAAUCUCAAAUGAGUACCUCCACUCUUGAACAAUUACGAGAAUUUGACAUGGUUUUGGAACAAGUUAAAGAAAGGAGCACAGUUCAACCCAAUUCUAAUAAUAUCUUUUCUAAACUACACACAUCGUCGUCGGACACGACAGAUAGUACUUCUAUAACAUGUACUGUUACAGAAUCGACACAGCAGGUCUUAUAUUCAAUAGGAGCUAACCAAUCACUUAACGUAGCUUAUGUUAACCGAAAACCACACACACCAGCAACUACAACAACAGCAGCCUUUGUGCGGUCUCCGGAUUCUUCUAGUAUUAUAGAAUCGCCAUCUUCGUCCACACAUGCCCAAAUUCCUCACACUGUAACAAGUGAAUCUGCUUCAAAUGAAGUGUCGUCUCAACAAAAUCAACCCAAAGCAGCUAAAAUCGGCUCUAAGUCUAAAUCGCGACCCAAAUCUUCACAUCCACCAAAUUCAUUAAAAAUAAAUACUGUUCCUCCCAAAACAUCAACUCAAAAGCCACUUGAAGAUGAGCAAACAACGCAGAGAAUACUUUAUAUUUUAGCGGAAUAUAAAGAACAGGUGGAGAAUUCACCUGAUAAGGAUAAACCUGCUCCACGGAGGCGAACAAAUCCUCCGUCGAAUCCUUCUGGAUCAUCAAAACGCAAAAAGAGUUCCAGUAGCUCUCGCCGUUCAGGGGCUCGUGAUAGUAGUCCUGUUCAAGGAGAUGAUACGUGCCGAACUAUGGGAUCAGAAGAUAGCAGCUGUGGGACAUCACAAGGCGAUUGUACUGAAAAUUGCCUAGAGACUCAUUCUCCUCAAGACAGUCCACGUAAAGUAGUUAGAAAACUUACUUUUGAAAAUGAAACCACGUCUACCACUCAACCUAGACCACAGCCGCAGCGUAAUGUAAUAGUUGCUGACGGCCAAACCAUCACUGUAGCGAGAGGAGCUGGCGGUAAGCCUGCAACUGCAGUUCUCAUGCCUGCUAAUUAUAUCCUACCCGUUUCUAUGGUUAAAGGCGGCCAACAGAUAGCUAUAGUGACAAACCGUGGUCCAAAGCUACUAACAGUCGGCGGAGGAGAAGGCGGCACUACUAAUGCUCUAUUGUUACAACGUCUAAUCGGCCCAGCUGGCUUAAAACCAGUUUUAGCACGUCCAGGAGUUCGUCACGUUCGUCUGCCUACAGCGGCACUUCACAACCUCCAGCCCUUUAACUUGGCAACGGCUACGACAGUUCAUCCACCAGAUAGUGCGGCUUCUCCUGCACCAGCACCAACACCACCUGAACUAAUCGAAACCCGAGCAAGCAGCUCACCUUGGGCCGACCGUGAAUCGCAAGAUGUAAAACCAGAGCGAGGUUCAAGUCCGGAGGGAUCGGAGCCAUGGCAUUUAACGGCUGAUCCCAACGACUAUUCAUACGAAGAAACAGUUAGGACAGAAAAUAUGGAUAGAACAGUACUCGACGCGAUCCCAGAUCGAUACAGUCCCGAUAUGGAGGCGCAAAGGAUAUUUGAUAAGAUGUUCGACGUAGACUCGAAAAAGUCGUACAUCAUAGAUUCUCAAGAUGAUUCGUCUCGUUGUGCAUACGAUAUUGACGCGUCAGAUUGCGACGAUAAGGCCUACCACCAGGUGGUUCAGAAAAAGGACGGUCACCGUCAACACAGACUAGCGCACGUCUCUGCCGCGGCGUUAAGACACAAAUAUGCAAUAUUGGAGCACGAAUUACGUUUACAGGGUACUGGUUUUUUACAGAAAUCACUGUCUGAAGAGUGCGAAGACCUCGGAGUGGACUCUCCAUCGGCAUCAGAACUGUUUCCUGAAGCUGAACUGCUUUUCAGCUCUUCACCUGCACACGAGGCUCAACAACAUUCACAUACGCCUCAACCAACAAUUCUGAAUCAAAGCGGGAUACCCCAACCGGAUAUAGAUGAUCAAAUAGCCACCGACCAUCUCCUCCACAGCGACAUUGAUGAUCAGCAAGACCUGGGGGUGACCCUCGGAUUAGAUGAAGGCAUCGUCACCGUCAGUGAGGAUGGUAUGCAAGCGACUAUAGCCCUGGAUCAGGAAGAGUUUGCUCGGUCACAUCCAAAUACAACAUUCCACAGUGAGCCUACAGAUGAAGGGGAGGUCCAGCCGUUCACAAUAUCCGGACUCAAAGGUCGUCACAUCACAUCAACGAUAUUUCACGCCGGCAGAGCUCCCGCUACGGUGCUAGUGACUGCUCCACAAACCACCGUCAUAUCCCAAGCCUCACAAGAAAACAUACACAGUGUGAAAUACGCCAACAUCGACCAUAUUAUCAACUCGUCCCAACCACAUAGAAACCUGAACCUCUCUUCUGUUUUAGUGAAAGACGAUGGGCUCACCAAAUUCGAUAACGUACUAACAGAUUCAAGGGAACUACACCUAUCAAAUACAGCAUCUGCCAUAGUACAUUCAACUGGAAAUGCUACCCAAGUCAUCCGAAGAGUCUGCUAUGAAGAUGAUAAAAGAGACACCAGAUAUUUAAUGGACGAAUCGGAUGGCCUCAUAGCUGGGGAUGAUGCGAAGAUGAUAGCCGAAGACAGUUCCAGAGACGCAACCCUCGAAUCCAUAGCUGACGGUGAUGAAGACAACUCAUCACCAGAAAGACACGCUGAACUAUUCUGGGAAUCGAACUCUGCAUCCGAAAGAUCAGAAAGUCGACGACCGAUAGACUAUAAUAGCAGUGACAGCGAAAAGUGCUGCAAGAGCCCCUUCGAUGAAACUAACUCGACUGACUCCAGUGGGGUUGGAACUCACAUGAGAUUAGAUUCGGUGAUAAAAGAAGCUAGAUUGAUCGAUCGUGCUGGAAGCGGAUCAUCGGAUGAUCAUCCGCCAUUGCGAACAUAUCCUGCGAAACGGAUGUAUCACAACCCAGAUGGGGAUGUCGAAAGGAGUCUAUCCGGGAAGACCAGAGCUGGUUUCCAGGAAGAUAGUUCAGAGACCCUGGAAGGAAGACGAAGAGCUUCAGGAAGAGGGGUGGUUAAGAGAGGCUGUCAUUGUUGCAAUGGGUCCCCGGUACCACCCAGGCCCAAGAAACCUAAGAAGAAACCGACUAUAGACUUCACUAAU